GCAUCAAAGCUCGUCUAUAAAAACCAGCCAAACCCGUCUCACAUCUCGUCACAAACUCGCGCGCGCCUCGUAAAAAGCAAGUCACGACACGAUCGGGUAUCGAGCCAGCUUUGCCAAGGCCAUGGCCGGAGCCCUCACCUUCGUCGCGGUCCUCCUCGCCGCCGCCGCCGGCGCCUCGAUGGCGACCACGCUGACGAUCCACAACCUCUGCCCGCACCCGGUCUGGCCGCUGGUCACCCCCAACUCGGGCCUUCCCUCCAUCUCCGACAACACGGCGCGCCUCGACCCCAACGCGCUGCUCUCCCUAUCCUUCCCGCCCACCUUCUGGGCCGGCCGCGUCGCCGCGCGCACGGGCUGCGACGCCGCGGCGUCGGGGUGCUGGACGGGCGCCGCGCCGCCGGUCACCGUCCACGACGGCGGCAACCUGGACCGGGCCGCCUACAGCGUCAGCCUGGUGGACGGCUUCAACGUGCCCGCCGUGGUCACCCCGCACGCCGCCGCCGGCGGGCAGUGCCCGGCCCUCGGCUGCGCCGUGGACCUCAACUGCGAUUGCCCGCCCGCGCAGCGCGCCGCCGAGGGCGCCGCGUGCCUCGGCCCGCCGGGGUUCUUCAAGAGCCGGUGCCCGCUCACCAGGACCACGCCCACCGACGUCGAGCCCACGCCGCAGAGCUGCCGCGCGCCCGGGGAGAUCAAGGUCGUCUUCUGCCAGGCGACCAUUGUCACUGGCGCCGCCGCCGCCGCCGCCGCGGACGCCGACGCCAUGGUCAUCCGCUCCAUCGUCGCCGACAGCUAGGUCGAUCCGUCGAGGCGUCCCGCUCGAUUGGCCAGAUGGCUUCGUGUGUGGAAUCGUUGUUGCCAUGAGUCCUUUUGUUCAUGUGUGUUGAGUCGGGCACUUUAGCUUUGGCUUCGAUGCGUGUACUCCUGCCGGUGUCAGUACUCAGUAGAACUCAGCCCCGAAGCAAAAUAAUAAUUCAAGUUCUAAACCUGAAUAUCAAUCUUUUGUGUAUUUA
Molecule: messenger RNA, 1010 nt
Organism: Panicum virgatum (switchgrass)
Lineage: Eukaryota; Viridiplantae; Streptophyta; Magnoliopsida; Poales; Poaceae
Product: osmotin-like protein
Exons: 1
Coding region: 122-793 (223 amino acids)
Biological process (GO): defense response
Cellular component (GO): extracellular region
Source: RefSeq, a predicted model, not a curated record